Messenger RNA from Argiope bruennichi, 2332 nucleotides. RefSeq lists its product as uncharacterized. NCBI's taxonomy places the organism in Eukaryota, Metazoa, Arthropoda, Arachnida, Araneae, Araneidae. Bases 39 to 2198 code for a protein of 719 amino acids. The transcript is spliced from 6 exons. The record is from RefSeq and is a predicted model, not a curated record.
UCUAUCCCGAUUUCAAAAUUGCUAAAAGACUCUGAAUAAUGCAUUUAAAUUUUGUUGCAUUGUGUGUAACUGUUGGUGUUGUGAGUGUUUUUGGAGGAUGUGUUAAAGAUCGAUUCUUGUUCCAUGAGCAUUUCCCGGCUAAGGAAGCCCAUUUGAAAGAUGUGGAAUUAAUUGAUGGUGAACUUAAACUCAAACUGGAUCGUAAAAUAGAGGAGAAGGAACUGUUAGAGAAAACUUUGGCUGCUCUGAAAAGUUAUUUUAUGCACGAGCAUGAAACUCUUGAAAAAGGGAAAAUUCACUCGCUGGAGGAAUUUCAUGUCCCUACUGAAGAAAAGCAUGAAAUUACGUGUAAAAUUCUUAAAGGCCUGUUCGGUUCUGAUUUCAAAACAGAAGAACUCACUGAAAAGGAUCUUGCAGCCUUUGAAGGGAUUUUGAAGUAUUUCUUUGAACACAGCAAAGGUGAAGAAGCAAUCGAUAAAAUUUUCAAAUCAAAAGUUGAGGAUUCAUCAGUGAAGCACAGUGAAGAUGUAGAGAAAAUUGCAAAAAUGUCAGAAUUUGCCCCUGAAGAAGGCAAAGAUGUCAAGACUUAUAUCGCAGAAAGUAUCCUACAUGCUGGAAUCAGUAAAGAUGCCGAUGUUCAUCAUGGAAUUGAAGAAGGAGAGGCCUUAUUCAAAAAACUUGAGAAAACUGGAGGAGAAAUUCCAUAUUUCUUAAUGGAUGACGAAGCAAAGAAGUAUCUCAAAGGCAUAACUGAAGGAAAGAUCAGUGAAGCUGAAAUCCAUACUUUAGUUGGUGGGGACGAAGAAGCAUUGAAGAAGCUUUUUAAAAUAUUGAAAGAUGGCGCAUCCCACGAAGAAGGAUCAUUUUUAUAUUCAUCAGAGCACAUCAAAGGAGUUGAUUUGGAAAAAUCCGCCGAAGCUGCUAAAGCUUUAGAAGAACAUAAAACUUUGCAAAAGGAAUUGAUUUCAAACCACGGUAAAGAUCAUGUUUUUGAUGAAAUUCUCAAAAAAGAAGAGGUUCAUGAAUUAGAUGAAGGUUUUGAGGAGAAGAAAUUUUUUGGCACAAGUAAAGCAUUGGCAGAGCAUAAGGAAACGGCUUUGAACCAUGCUAAAGAUCAUAUUUAUGAUGAUAUUCUUAAGAAGGAAGAAAUCCACUCUUUGGAUAAAGGUUUUGAAGAAGAGAAAUUUCAUGGGGCUGCUAAAAGUUUUGAAGAACAUCUUAUAGGGAAAGAUAUCCACGCAUCAGGAGAGAAAGCUUUUGGAAUUGAUGAAGCUGUGGCAGAAUCAAAAUCUAAGGAAUUUAUUGCUAAAUCUGAAGAAUCUGCAUUUAAGAAAUUGUCGAAAGAGGAGGAGAAAGCGAAAGCUGGGAAAGAUCUUAGCAUAGAAGAAAUUUUGAAGGAAGAUGGUUAUUACAUCACCGGAGGUACCCACGCUUAUGAAGCAGCUCGUGACCAGGCCCAUGAAGAUGCUAAAAUACCACUAGUAGAAGGGAAGGAAAAAGCUAUUGAUUCUUCUAUUGCUCAUGGAGAGGAGGUAUUUCAUAAAGCAAGUGAAGAAGGAGCUGAAUUCUCUAAAGGAAAAGAAGCCGUUCUUCAUGGCAUUAAAGGAAAAGAAGGUAUUUUAAAAGAAAAGGUUCACGGAACUGAUAUUGCAUUAAAAGAAGAGCAUAUCAAACAUGGUAUCAAAACCGAAGAAACUCAUUUGAUUCAUGAAAUUCCUGAAGAGCAUCAUAUUGCGACAGACCAUAAAAUUGAUGAAACUCUAACCAAAGAAAUUCCUCAUAGCAAAAUGCAUCAAAUCAAACAUAAACUUUUGAGCAUGUUAGGUAAAAUUUUGCAUAUCAAAAAGUGCCAUCUUGUCACCAUGCCACCACGUGAGCUAUUAGGAAUUGUUGACUGUAUUUCCAGAAGUAAAAAUCCUUUACUUUGUGAGAAAUUCGCUAUGUGUGAAAAGAAGAUGCCAUUACAAGUAAUUCUUGCCCUCGAAAAGUGCCAAAAAGAAACAAUUCCAGGUGAAGUGAAACGAUGCAGCAAAUAUGAGCCACUUUAUCCUUCUCUUGAAAUUCCAUACAAGAUAUUCAAGUGCAUUGUGAAAAAUACACAUGAGUUAACACCACCAGAGAAGAAAAUGAUGAUAGAUUUUGAGGAAUGUGCUCGGCAAGUAAAGGUCGAAAGUUGCGGUAGAAUCCCGUGGGGUUAACCGGCCAUCAUAAUUUUAAUCAACGAAGUUCCAUUUCGUAGCAAAUGUGCGCAUUGAUCUGAGCUUUCAGUUCUUCAUUAUAAUUUAUGAAAAUAAUGUGUUUUAAUGCUAUUUUAAAUGCAUACAUGUGUUGC